AUUAAAUUAUAAGUCAUUUGUUGAGGUCUUAAAAGCAUGAAAUUCAUAACAAAUUAAUAUAUUAAUACAGUUAUGCAAUGGCCAAUGCUUAGAUAACUGAUAGACUCCAUACAGACUGGACUGCAGGUAAAGAAGAAGACAGUAGGUGAAGAAAAAGUAACGUUAUAUUUUCCCAAACUACUGAUUAAUUAAAAUAUGUUACAGUGUCCACAAAAAUUGGUAUUGUGGCAGGCCUAUAAUAUGUCAUAAACUAAAAAACGAGUCAGGUGUUAAGAAGGGGAAAAACCGAGAAAUUAUUCGUUAUUUUUUAAUUGAUUGAUACUGUCACAGCAGUAAAGAGGUCUUUUGUUGUAAUUCCGCUCUCCACCAGUAGAGGUCGCUGAAACGCCUGCAGGCUUCGUCCACAUAACGGAAACGGCGUACAGGAUAGGCAUGCGCGGGGCGCGAGGGCAGGGAAAAGUCUGAAAGCGGCGCAUUUAUGGGGCUGUAGUUUAGACUUUUCGCGCUUUAGAGCUGUGUUUCUUUCCUAUCCGACCUGCAGAACCCAGAGAGCCUCUGUUCUUCUCUCCGCGGAGAUGGAUGGAGGGAGUCGCCGCAGCGGAGAAGAGAGAGGGAGAGAGAUGCGCGUGAAGUAGCUGUUCUCCACCUGGAGCCAUUGAGGAAAAGUUUCCACAAACUAACUGGUACUGGAGGCAGGGAUCAGCCCACAGACACAGAGCUUGAAAACAGGAAUACCACUCAAAGUCAAAAUCCAGCCCUAGGAUGUCCGUCACUCUAUCCAGGCUCAAGCUGGGGUCCUGUUUGCUCUGCUAAGGAAUGAACAGAGCACUCAUCAGUCCAGCCUGUACAGCAUAGAGCCUCAGAGGAGCUGAAGUGUGCGGUAUGAUUACAUCAUCACUAUAUGCUGUAGUGGAGGAAAAAACUAAAGUGAAGCUGAGGCGGAUUUCGAAACUUAUGCUAAAGACUCUGCAGGCCUGCAGCAGUUCAGACACUGUUGAAGUACUGUACAUGGAUCUGACCUCCACAUAAAUGAGAAACAAACAUAUCCACUCUUGUUGAGUCAGAAACCCAGUGGUAUCAAGCUCAUCACCUCCAGUUUUACGCAGCGCUCAUCUCACCCGCAGGAGGAAAGCCAAUGUCUGCCUGCAGCAGCACAACUUCUUCGCCGCCCUUACCAAAAGCCUACCACCAUUCUCACCAUCCACCAACGCCUCCCACCCCAUCUCCGUCCCCUAGCCCCCCGGUGGGGCUCUACAGCCGACUGUCCAACGGCAGCCACAGUGCCCCCAGCCCCACACUCUCCAGAGGAUCUCUCCAUGGAGUGUCCUUCCUUCUACAAAUUGGACUCACCAGAGAGACGGUCAACCUGGAUCCGCACGAUCUGUCACUCAACUCCGUCAAGGACUUGGUCUGCUCCAUCAUCGACCAAAAGUUCCCAGAAUGUGGAUUCUUCGGCAUGUACGACAAGAUUCUGCUUUUCCGCCAUGAUUUGCAGUCCGACAACAUCUUACAGCGGCUUACAUCAGCCGAGGAGAUCCACGAAGGAGAUCUGAUAGAGGUGGUCCUCUCGGCUCAAGCUACAGUGGAAGAUUUCCAGAUCCGGCCUCAUGCUCUCUAUGUGCACUCGUACAAGGCCCCUACGUUCUGUGACUACUGCGGGGAGAUGCUGUGGGGACUCGUCCGUCAGGGCCUCAAAUGUGAAGGUUGCGGGUUGAACUAUCACAAACGAUGCGCCUUUAAGAUUCCUAACAACUGUAGUGGAGUGAGGAAGCGGCGACUGUCUAAUGUGUCUCUGCCGGGUCCCUCGCUGUCCGUCCCUCGCCCCAUGCCAGCAGAGCAUGCAGUGGUGAACCUGGAUGAGCAGCGCUCUCACCAGGAGGCGGGGAAACGGAUCCCGUCCUGGAGUGGCCGGCCCAUCUGGAUGGAGAAGAUGGUGCUAGGGAGGGUUAAAGUGCCCCAUACCUUCGUUAUCCACACCUACACUCGCCCCACUAUAUGCCAAUACUGCAAACGCCUGCUCAAAGGCCUGUUCCGCCAGGGCAUGCAGUGCAAGGACUGUAAAUUUAACUGCCACAAGCGAUGUGCAUCUAAGGUACCAAAAGACUGUCUUGGCGAGGUGGUCUUCAAUGGAGAGCCAGCGAGUCCAGGUCCAGAUUCAGACACAACUAUGGAAGUGGACAGCAGUGAUGUGAACAGUGAGAACAGCCGACUCCUGGAUGAUUCUGAGGAACCCACUACUCCUGAUGACAAGAUCUUUCAAGGCUACCCCUUCACAGACCAGGAGAAAGACGAGGAAGCUGUGAAAACUCCUCAGAUCAGCCCAUCUACAAGUACUAAUAUUCCACUGAUGCGUGUGGUACAGUCUAUUAAACACACCAAGAGAAGAAGCUCCACUGUGGUGAGAGAGGGCUGGAUGGUUCACUACACCAGUCGAGACAACCUGAGAAAGAGACAUUACUGGAGGCUGGACAGCAAAAGCUUGACCCUGUUUCAGAAUGACUCAGGAGCCAAGUUCUACAAGGAGAUUCCUUUGUCAGAGAUCUUGCAGGUGGAGGUGGCGCAGGACUUCGGCAGCCUUGCACUGGGGAGCAAUCCACACUGCUUUGAGAUCAUCACUGCUACUAUGGUUUACUAUGUGGGGGAGAACAUGGGUGGCCCUCACCUUCACAUACACAAUCCCACACUGGCUGCUUCUGGGGUGGGCCUGGAAGUGGCCCAAGGCUGGGAGAAGGCCAUUCGCCAAGCCCUCAUGCCUGUCCCAGUCACACCUCAGCCCAGUGUAGGCAAUGCUGCUGGUCAGGGCAAGGACCACAAUGAACUGUCCAUCAGCAUUUCUGUAUCCAACAGUCAAAUCCAGGAGAACGUGGACAUCAGCUCUGUUUAUCAGAUUUUUGCUGAUGAGGUGCUGGGAUCAGGCCAGUUUGGCAUUGUAUAUGGAGGAAAGCACAGAAAGACAGGCAGAGAUGUGGCAAUAAAAGUGAUCGACAAAAUGAGGUUCCCUACCAAACAGGAGAGUCAACUGAGGAAUGAAGUAGCUAUAUUACAGAACCUGCAUCAUCCUGGCAUUGUCAACCUGGAGUGCAUGUUUGAGACCCCUGAGCGAGUGUUUGUUGUGAUGGAAAAGCUGCAUGGAGACAUGCUGGAGAUGAUUCUGUCCAGUGAGAAGAGUCGGCUGCCUGAGCGCAUCACCAAGUUCCUAGUCACACAGAUACUGGUGGCUUUGAGACAUCUGCAUUUCAAGAAUAUUGUUCACUGUGAUCUUAAACCAGAGAAUGUGCUUCUGGCCUCUGCAGAACCCUUUCCUCAGGUGAAACUGUGCGACUUUGGUUUUGCUCGCAUCAUUGGAGAGAAGUCCUUUAGACGCUCUGUGGUGGGAACCCCAGCGUACCUGGCCCCAGAGGUUCUACGCAGUAAAGGCUACAACCGAUCCUUGGACAUGUGGUCAGUGGGAGUCAUUAUCUAUGUCAGCUUGAGUGGAACAUUCCCCUUUAACGAGGAUGAGGAUAUUAAUGACCAGAUCCAGAAUGCUGCUUUCAUGUACCCACCAUUGCCUUGGAAGGAGAUAUCUACAGAAGCAACAGAUCUCAUAAACAAUCUUCUACAAGUGAAGAUGAGAAAGCGGUACAGUGUGGACAAGUCUCUCAGUCACCCAUGGCUGCAGGAUUAUCAGACGUGGCUGGACCUGCGCGAAUUCGAGACGCGGAGAGGGGAGCGCUACAUCACACAUGAGAGCGAUGAUGCACGCUGGGAGGAAUAUGCUGAUGAGCACAGUCUUCUUUACCCAAAGCACUUCAUCAUGGCUCCAAACUUAGACGACAUGGAUGAAGACCCAUAGUCACCUUAUGUUCUCAUACCUGACCGCGUGCUGAGGACACUGCCAGUCUCUCACUAGGAGGCGCUCGCCCCUUAAAGAACUGUAGCUAAAGAGAUCUGAACUCUUCAGAGACAGGAUGGAAGUGGGCCACUGGAAGGGGCAAGUGAUUUAAAUCCAGGCAGGAUGAUGCACUGCACACUAAUCUGGAGAACUGGAAUUCUGAAUCAUGGAUGCAUUCAGUUGAUGAUUGAGGAUUUUCAUCAGGUCAGUCCUGGUUGGUGUAGAAAGGACUCUAAAUGGCAGUGUUUCAUGAGAAUGCAUUCUGCUCUCUAGCACUGACUACCCUACAUACCCUAAGGUGCAGGUCUGCUUUACAUAUUUACAGAUAGAUUGUUCUUUCUGUUAUUUUCAUAGUAAUGUUUUUAAUUUGAAGAAAUGCAAUAGGGGAUAGGUGUCAGGUGACGUUACAGACCUGGGAGAGAAGAGGAAGGGUGUUUUAAUGAGUUUUACUUAUCUAAGGGUUAUGUUGGCAUAGCCUAAUGUUUUGUAAUCAACUGGAAGCUGCAUUUUUUUCUAAGCUGCCUGCAAACGGUAAGCUUUACACUAAAAAGAUUGUGAAAUUCAGUGAAUGCAAGUGCAUAAAUAAUAUAACAGUCCAUUUGAGAAAAGAACCUAAGCUUAAGAGAAGCAGAAGAGAAACCUUUUGUAUGCAGUGCCUUGAAAUGAAAAUCAGCCCCCUGAUUUAAACAUUUUGUGGAAAAUACAUUCAUUGUCCUAAAAAAAGGCUGCAUCCAGAAGGAAGUGGCAGAUUACAAUGCUAUACGGAGGAAAGAAAAAAGUUUCAGAGGAACAAUACAAAAUAAAACUUUAGACUGAUUUGGACAAUAUUUAUAGAGAUAAACUUAUAGAAGUAAUGUAUCUCAGUAUAGGGUCAAGACACCAGGUUUGGCAAUACAACAUGCUAGACAUCUUGGUGAGGUGGCACAGACUCCUGAACGAUACCCUUGAUUGUAGCUAAAAAUAAUGAAUGACAUUUCCAAUCAGUUUGUGUUCUCAUCUUGUAAACUCACAUGCUCUGAAAGUAAAAUCAACACAAUAUAUUUGGACAGAUAUUUGAAACUCUAAGGGCUCCAUGUUUCAAAACCUUACUCUCACAACUGCAAUUAAAUUAGUCAUGAUAUAUAUAUAUAUAUAUAUAUAUAUAUAUAAAUUAAAAAAUACAGAUAUAAUAUAGAUUUUGAUUGGAAUGUGCAGUGCUGUGAAAAAAAAAAUUGGCCUCCUACAGAUUUCUUUUGCUUUUUGGUCAUACAUUUUUCAGAUUAUCGAACUAACCUAAAACAUCAGACAAAUAUAACCUGAAGGCCCAAUUUGAAGAAAUUGAGAAAAUUAAUUGACAUCUAUCAGUCUGGAAAAGGUUACAAAGUAAUUGCAAAAGCUUUGGACCUCACGCAAACUCCAGUGUGAGCAGUUUUUCACAAAUGGAGAAAAUUUCAAACAUUGUUGAACCUUCCCUGGAGUGACCAGCCUACUGAAAUUACUUCAAAAGGCAAAGGCAACUCAUCCAGGAGGCCCCAGUACAACAUCUACAAGAACUGCAGGCCUAACUUGUAUCAGUUAAGGUCAAUAAUAAUGAUUCAAUAAUAAGAGACUGCUGACCAAAAAGAACACAAAGGGUCCAUUUACCAACAAAAAUCUUGAUUAUCCCCAGGUCUUUAUGAAUAUAUUCUGUGGACUGACAAGAAAAAAGUGUGUCCCCCAUUACAUCUGACAUAAAACUAACACACAAUUCAGAAAAAGUAUAUUAUACUGUCAAACAUGGUGGUGGUGUGAUAGUCUGAGGCUGCUUCAGAACUUGCUGUGGAUAUAUAUAUAUAUAUAUAUAUAUAUAAAAUCUAGUAUGAUUAAAAAAAGCAAAAACAAAAGAUAUAUGUAGGGGGCAAAUACUUUUUCAUUUUAAGCGGGCUACAUUUUACAAUGCACUGAAAAAAUAUUUUAUACUACACCAAGAUUCAAAAAUUGUUAAUGUAAUUUUUUUGUUUGAUCGGCCUCUACAGAUGCAGUAUUUGUCUUAAAAAUACAAUUGAUUCUCAUCAAGGCAAAGCUUUUAUUUAAGGUAAAUCAAAUACAAUUUGUUAAAUUCAGUUAUAUGUAAUAGAUCUUAUAUUUGAAUUUUAGGGAAAGCCAAGGUGGAAACCAACAAAGCAUUUAUAGUGGACUGUUAGAUCAAAGUCUUUUCAAUCUUUCAGAUAUAAUACGACAAGAUAAAAACUAAUAAGAUAUGAUACUAAUCUCAGUCAUUUAAAACCACAUCCUGAUUUCAUUAUCAUCAUUAUUCCCCAGAAAUUUGAAUUGGUCAUUUAAGUAGUUUAAGUUGUUACUAAAUGCUAACAGACCAUCUCACUGUCUCUGUCUGUAAAGGGGAUUUCUGUUGUGCACUAAUCUGUGUCAGCCAUGCUGUGGACAGUCCUUUAAAAAGCACUACAACUUGUGAGCCCAAUUUUUCACCAUGUCAAUUAAGCACAUCUGUGUAACAGCUAAUAACUGCUAUGCAACCUGGUUUAACAGUAUUAUACUACUAUCUUUUCCUCUUCCUGUGGGCUGUAUGCCAGAACUGGAAUAUGAAUGAAGCCUUCAUUUCAGUCAUAAAUACUGAACUAACUUCAGUAGAGGUCUGUUUUCACUCAAACAAGUACCAUUUAUGGUGGGUUGCACCAACAAGGGUUACAGGUUAAAGUAAUCAGAGUUUAGAGCUUAGCAAUGAUUCCUAAAUACAGGUUUCAUUUUAAUCAAGUUUUGUUUCAUAACUUAUUUUUAAACAUGGAUGAAAUUUUUAAGAUAAAUAUUUAAUCUAUUUUGUGACUGAAAUAUCCCCCCUAUUUUUUAGAUCACUAUUAAGUUAAUUAAGACAUUUUUUCCAGAGUGUCUGAACUGUAAAGUGGAAUAAGAGCAUGAUUUAUGUGCCCUUGUACACUUUCCCCAAAAGCACUUUUAAUUUUUAGUGAACAGCAUAGUUCACUACAAGAGCUGAAUUUUUUAUUUUAUUUUACAGCUUACAGUGCAAAAUAGAAUUCAGCCGUUUAAACAGUCUGCAGUUGUUAUGCUCGAUUGGCCUUUUUCCUAGACAUUAACAUGUACUUGUGUACAUUGAAUAAAUAUUAGCAGAUAUUACAAAAUACAGGAUUUAUUUUUUUACUAAGAACCAAAAAAGCUUAAAAAAGUGUUAUAUAACAUUGCACAAAACAUUUCAUGUACUGUGAUGUGACUUGAGCUUGUGUAAAUUGUAAUGACAAAGCUCAAUCCCUGUUCGGGCAACCCACCCUCGUGAUGUGACUAUAAGAUGUGGCAGUAUAAAUAUACAGACUCAUCGUCCUUUGUUCUGCGCUGUGAGACAAAAUGCAUGCAGUGAGGCACAGUUAAGAUUUCCUAUUUAUGAAUUCUGUCUUUAUCCAGUUCAUUCAGCUUAACAGUCACACUUUCUUAUGAAGGUUUACCAUAGUACACAAUAUGGAGCCAUAUAAAGCAGGCUAGUCAGCCUGUUUUAAAAGUUUGCAUGAGAUGGAAGCUUUUUUCUGUCACUUUUGUUCUUUGUAAUCUGGGAGAAGAGGGCAUGGUUGCACCUCUGUAUCCUUAUAACAGUUACUUUAUGUUGCCGCUGGAUUGGCAGGUGUGAGUGUUUUGUAUAUUUUAGUACAUAAACAAAUAAAUGGUCUACUUCA
Astyanax mexicanus (Mexican tetra) is the source of this 7530-nucleotide messenger RNA. It is a transcript of the gene prkd3, whose product is annotated as protein kinase D3. Gene Ontology annotation, biological process: protein phosphorylation. The transcript has 19 exons. The coding region runs from base 1136 to 3835 and encodes 899 amino acids. The record is from RefSeq and is a predicted model, not a curated record. Lineage: Eukaryota; Metazoa; Chordata; Actinopteri; Characiformes; Acestrorhamphidae. Gene Ontology annotation, molecular function: protein serine/threonine kinase activity; ATP binding.